Messenger RNA from Phytomonas sp. Hart1, 1077 nucleotides. Lineage: Eukaryota; Euglenozoa; Kinetoplastea; Trypanosomatida; Trypanosomatidae. The record is from the annotation of a GenBank genome assembly.
UAGGUAUAUGUGUAUGACUAUUUAAAAGUGUACUUUGAAAUCACUCUUGGAAAAAUGACCGAAUUCCCACCUGGCGAAGCAAGCCGACUUUGCCUUACCAAUGAGUUGGACCUCUCCCAGCUCACAAUUUACCAACAGGGCGCGCACAUCACGAGUUGGCGCACCCAAGACGGCGAAGAGCACCUGUACACGAGCCCUAAGGCGUUAUAUCAGCCGGGUAAGGCCAUCCGUGGUGGCGUCCCGUUGAUUUUUCCCCAAUUCUCCGACCUCGGCCCGCUUCCGGUCUCUCACGGCUUUCUUCGCGUGAGCCCGCAGUGGAGUGUGCGGGGGAGCGCGCAGAAAGGCUCCGUGUAUGAGCUGGUCCUUGAGUACCUCUUGAAGCCCCAGCAAGAGCGCUAUUUCGCGGAGGCCCACUGCAAGUUGGUGUACACCAUUACCUUCACCGCCGCCACACUCCGGCUGCAUAUCCGCCUGGCAAACCUGUCGACGGAUCGUCCCUUGACCUUUGCCUUUGCUUUUCACAGCUAUUUUGCAGUGGCGGAUGCGCACAAGGUGAGGAUCCACGGCCUGGAUGAGACGGCGUACCUCGACGAUCUGCAGAAUCGCAAGCCCUGCGCACCCGAGGCGGUUCAUUUCAUCAACGGCGAAAUCGAUCGCAUCUAUCUCAAUCAAGAUGACAGACCCGUCACGCUGCAGACGACAUCGGCCAAGCAUCAAACCUCCAAGCAGCUCACCAUCACCGGGGACGGGUUCAAGGACGUCGUGUUAUGGAACCCCUGGGUUGAGAAAACGAAGGGGAUGGCCGAUAUGCCCGAAGAUGGCUUCAAGAAGUUUGUGUGCGUAGAGCACGGUACCAUCAUCGAUAAACCCCAGCUUUCUCCACAUGAAACUUGGGAAGCAUCCCAGAUGAUUGUAAUUUCGCAGCCCGUUGGUCAAAAUCUCCCUUUUCUUUCCUGUAAAGUUUAAUUACAAGGCAUCAUGUCAACUUUAUAUAAAGCACAUUGAUUGCCACAAAAGUAUUUCCCCAUUAGUUUAGCAAUUUUUUUUCAUGCAUUUUAGGAAAAAGUAUUUAAAAAA